GACAUACUUAUACUAAAAAAUUAUUUGUUGUUCAUCUAGAAUUCAAAUAUAACUGGGCGUCCUGUAUUUAUCCGGCAACUCUAACCCUAGGGGAGUUGGCAAUAUCUGAUGAAAUUUUUGAUGGGUGUGGUGGUGCUACUGGCAUCUAGCGGGUAGAGGCCAGGGAUGCUGCUAAACAUCUUACAUUCCCUCUAUGGACAAAGAAUUAGCGGAUCCAAAAUGCCAGUAGUACUAAGGCCAUGAACUUUAAGGGUCUCUCGCAGACUGACAGUGCCUGGGCUUUCUAAGUUCAUCUUCCUUUUGGAAAGGCAGCAUGUGGUUAGUGAGAGGAGGAAGUCCAGGGCUGGAUCUUUAAAAUCCUGUGCACACAACUUCUUGCGGCUAAUAACGCAACGGCUAGGAGCUAGACUGCCUAUCGCAGCAGGCGGAAGAAUGAUGUAGAAAAGAUCGCAUGCGAAGCGCACUGGGGGCAGUAAAGCGCUCUGCACACUCCGGAUAAGUCGGACCACAACGCUUUGUAACUUAAGUGCCUCUGACACAGACUGAGCUAUCCUCUAAGGCCGACCAAGAACAAAUCCUCCUACGGCCGGGAGUAGGAAGGCGUUGAGUAGCACACUGGAAACGGCCUGGUAAAGGCGUCCUUCUCCCCUAGCAACGGUCGUGAAGGAAGUGGUUGCAGUAGCCGUGCCCUUUGCGCCUGUGCGGAGGCGCGGUCUGCUAACGUGGAGCUGCGCUCCGGCGGUAGAGCCGGGAGCGCCACGGAGUGUGGGAGACCCGGUAGGUUGGCGGAGCUGCAGUUAGGGCCGGGAUGGCGGCGCAGCUCGCUCCGCGCCGGGUAGCCGGCGCUGCCGGGCGGCGCUGGUUGGCUUUGCUGCCUCUAAUGCUGCUGGCGCGGCCCGCGGGGGCCCUGUUGGAGGGGCUCUAUUGCGGCACGCGCGACUGCUACGAGGUGCUGGGGGUGAGCCGUACGGCGAGCAAAGCGGAGAUCGCGCGGGCCUACCGCCAGCUGGCCCGGCGCUAUCACCCCGAUCGCUACCGGCCCGAGCCUGGCGACGAGGGCGCCGGGCGGACGCCACAGAGCGCUGAGGAGGCCUUCCUGCUAGUGGCGACCGCUUACGAGACUCUCAAGGAUGAAGACACACGAAAAGAUUAUGACUACCUGCUGGAUCAUCCAGAAGAGUACUACAGCCAUUACUACCACUACUAUAGCAGGCGUUUAGCCCCUAAAGUGGAUGUUAGAGUUGUAAUUUUGGUCAGUGUUUGUGCUAUUUCCGUGUUUCAGUUUUUCAGCUGGUGGAAUAGCUACAAUAAAGCAAUCAGCUACCUAGCUACAGUGCCCAAGUACCGUAUCCAAGCUACAGAAAUCGCCAAGCAGCAGGGACUGCUAAAAAAAGCCAAAGAAAAAGGCAGAAACAAAAAGUCCAAAGAGGAAAUUCGUGACGAGGAGGAGAACAUCAUAAAGAACAUUAUAAAGAGUAAAAUAGAUAUAAAGGGAGGCUAUCAGAAGCCCCAAAUACGUGAUCUUCUCCUGUUUCAAAUUAUCUUGGCUCCUUUUCACCUGUGCUCAUAUAUAGUCUGGUAUUGCCGGUGGAUCUAUAAUUUUAACAUCAAAGGCAAAGAAUAUGGAGAGGAAGAGAGACUGUAUAUCAUACGUAAAUCUAUGAAGAUGUCAAAGUCUCAGUUUGACAGUCUAGAGGAUCAUCAGAAAGAAACUUUUCUUAAACGGGAGCUCUGGAUAAAGGAGAAUUAUGAGGUCUACAGACAAGAACAAGAGGAAGAACUAAAGAAAAAAUUGGCAAAUGACCCUAGAUGGAAGAGAUACAGGAGAUGGAUGAAGAAUGAAGGACCUGGCCGGCUAACAUUUGUGGAUGACUGAAUUACUGGAAUGCUACUGUGCCAAACCACAAUUGUGAUAUUAUUUUCAUAACUGAAUUAUUUUAGAAAUGUAUCAGUUGCUCCUCAGCAGUAACUAAAAUUCUUCAAGUAUUUGAUUAAAAAGAAUAAUGUAGAAAUUUAAACUUUCCCCUAAAACUUUGUACAUAAGACAUUUAUGAUUGUUCAAUUUUUAUAAUCUAUUUGUGGGUUUUGUGAAAAGAUUUGACAUGAAGAUCUAUUCAUUGCCAUUUAAAAAUUUUAUAUGUCUAGUUAAAAGAGUUGACAUGAAAAUUUAUCAGAUACCAUUUAGAAUUU
Trichechus manatus latirostris (Florida manatee) is the source of this 2190-nucleotide messenger RNA. It is a transcript of the gene DNAJC25, whose product is annotated as DnaJ heat shock protein family (Hsp40) member C25. The record is from RefSeq and is a predicted model, not a curated record. The transcript has 4 exons. Gene Ontology annotation, biological process: protein folding. The coding region runs from base 809 to 1876 and encodes 355 amino acids. NCBI's taxonomy places the organism in Eukaryota, Metazoa, Chordata, Mammalia, Sirenia, Trichechidae. Gene Ontology annotation, cellular component: endoplasmic reticulum membrane.